Dreissena polymorpha is the source of this 1360-nucleotide messenger RNA. Its product is annotated as cell surface glycoprotein 1-like. The transcript is spliced from 6 exons. The record is from RefSeq and is a predicted model, not a curated record. The coding region runs from base 66 to 593 and encodes 175 amino acids. Lineage: Eukaryota; Metazoa; Mollusca; Bivalvia; Myida; Dreissenidae.
AGGAGCUUCUUUAUGACUAUAGUGUGUCUGAUCUACCAUGGAAGGAAAAGAAAGCCAAUGAGUCCAUGUCAACUGCUGACAGUGAAGAGCCAGGCAGUCUGACCCAUGAUAGGAGGGAGCCAAGUGAAGAGCCAGCCAGUCUGACCCACGAUAGGAGGGAGCCAAGUGAAGAGCCAGCCAGUCUGACCCAUGAGUCCAUGUCAACUGCUGACAGUGAAGAGCCAGGCAGUCUGACCCAUGAUAGGAGGGAGCCAAGUGAAGAGCCAGCCAGUCUGACCCAUGAUAGAAGGGAGCCAAGUGAAGAGCCAGCCAGUCUGACCCAUGAGUCCAUGUCAACUGCUGACAGUGAAGAGCCAGGCAGUGUGACCCAUGAUAGGAGGGAGCCAAGUGAAGAGCCAGCCAGUCUGAGCCAUGAUAGAAGGGAGCCAAAUCCUCAAGAGUCCAUGUCAACUGCUGACAGUGAAGAGCCAGGCAGUCUGACCCAUGAUAGGAGGGAGCCAAGUGAAGAGCCAGCCAGUCUGAGCCAUGAUAGGAGGAAGCCAAGUGAAGAGCCAGCCAGUCUGACCCAUGGUAUUUCUGUUAUCAUAGAAUAAAGGCCCACCUAUUGAUGAUAAAGACAUGACCCAACUGUAGACUAUAUAUUCUAGUACAAUUUGUCAGUAGAUUGAUCAUGACUCGCAGAUGACCCCUAUUGAUUUUGAGGUCACUAGGUCAAAGGUCAAGGUCACAGUGACCCGAAAUAGUAAAAUGGUUUCUGGAUGAUAACUCAAGAACGCAUACGCCUAGGAUCAUGAAACUUCAUGGGUAGAUUGAUCAUUACUCGCAGAUGACCCCUAUAGAUUUUGAGGUCAAAGGUCAAGGUCACGGUGACCCGAAAUAGUAAAAUGGUUUCCGGAUGAUAACUCAAGAACGCAUACGGCUAGGAUCAUAAACUUCAUGGGUAGAUUGAUCAUUACUCGCAGAUGACCCCUAUUGAUUUUGAUGUCACUAGGUCAAAGGUCAAGGUCACGGUGACCCGAAAUAGUAAAAUGGUUUUCGGAUGAUAACUCAAGAAAGCAUAUGCCUAGGAUCAUGAAACUUCAUAGGUAGAUUGAUCAUGACUCGCAGAUGACCCCUAUUGAUUUUGAGGUCACAAGGUCAAAGGUCAAGGUCACGGUGACCCGAAAUAGUAAAAUGAUUUUCCGAUGAUAACUCAAGAACGCUUUUGCCUAGGAUCAUGACACUUCAUAAGUACAUCGAUCGUAACUCGCAGAUGACCCCUAUUGAUUUUCAGGUCACUAGGUCAAAGGUCAAGGUCACAGUGACAAAAAACGUAUUCACACAACGGCUGCCACUACAACGGACAGCCCAUAUGGGGGGC